Molecule: messenger RNA, 732 nt
Organism: Cervus elaphus (red deer)
Lineage: Eukaryota; Metazoa; Chordata; Mammalia; Artiodactyla; Cervidae
Product: transcription factor BTF3-like
Exons: 2
Coding region: 1-501 (166 amino acids)
Cellular component (GO): cytosol; nascent polypeptide-associated complex
Source: RefSeq, a predicted model, not a curated record
AUGAAAGAAACUAUCAGGAACCAGGAGAAACUCACCAAACUGCAGGCACAAGUGCGCAUUGGUGGGAAAGGAACUGCUCACAGAAAGAAGAAGGUGGUUCAUAGAACAGCCCCAGCAGAUGACAAAAAACUUCAGUUCUCUUUAAAGAAGUUAGGGGUAAACAAUAUCUCUGGUACUGAAGAGGUGAAUAAGUUCACAAAUCAAGGAAGAGUGAUUCACUUUAACAACCCUAAAGUUCAGGCAUCUCUGGCAGCAAACACUUUCACCAUUACAGGCCACGCUGAGACAAAGCAACUGACUGAAAUGCUCCCCAGCAUCUUUUUUUUUUUAUUAAACCAGCUUGGUGCCGACAGUCUGACCAGUUUAAGGAAACUGGCUGAAGCUGUGCCCAAACAAUCUGUGGAUGGAAAAGCACCACUUGCCACUGGAGAGGAGGAUGAUGAUGAAGUUCCAGAUCUUGUGGAGAAUUUUGAUGAGGCUUCCAAGAAUGAAGCAGACUGAAUUUAGUUAACUUCUGAAGAAGACAAAUCUUGAAGAAGUUACUGGGAGCUGCUAUUUUAUAUUAUGACUGCUUUUUAAAAUUUUGUUUAUGGAUCUGAUAAAAUUUAGGUCUCUAAUAUUUUUAAGCCUAAGCCCCUGGACACUGCAGCUCUUUUCAGUUUUUGCUUAUAUACAAUUCAUUCUUUGCAGCUAAUGAAGCUGAAGAAUCCUAAGAAUAAAGUUUGAGACAAA